Molecule: messenger RNA, 999 nt
Organism: Centruroides sculpturatus (bark scorpion)
Lineage: Eukaryota; Metazoa; Arthropoda; Arachnida; Scorpiones; Buthidae
Product: glycine-rich cell wall structural protein 1.0-like
Exons: 3
Coding region: 1-864 (287 amino acids)
Source: RefSeq, a predicted model, not a curated record
AUGAAAUCUGGAAUUCGUACCAGAGCGGUUUCUUGUAAACAAAUGACUAUGGUGACACCUCUUCAUCUUCUAUUGUUUGGUUGUAAUAGGAUAGAAUUGGUAAAUGGAGUUGUUCAAUUAGAUAGAUGGCCCAUGCCCUCAGGACCUCCAAGAAAACAACCUCGAUUGAGUUCCACAAGAGGUGGAGGCAGUUUCAAUACUGGAAGAGGAAGAGGAGGAGGAGGAGGCUAUGGAGGAGGUUUUCGCAAUAAUUUUGGAGGAAAUCAAAAUUUUUCUUCUGGUGGAGGAAACAAAUUUCAAGGUGGUGGUGGUGGUGGUGGAUACAACAAAAGAUUUGGAAGUGGAAAUAACUCUAGAGGAUUUAAUAGAAGUAGUGGUUAUCGAGGGUGGAGUAGUAUGGGUGGUGGUGGAAAUUACCGUUCAAAUUUUGGUGGCAAUGAUAGAGGAUUCAGUGGAGGUGGAAAUGACAGAGGAUUUGGUGGUGGAAAUGGAGGAGGUUUUGGCGGUGGAAAUGGAGGCGGUUUUGGUGGAGGUGGAAAUGACCGAGGAUUUGGAGGUGGAAAUGACAGAGGAUUUAGUGGUGGCAACAGUGAUAGGGGAUUUGGAGGUGGCUAUGGAUCUAGAGGCGGAGGUGGAGGAAGUGGAUAUGGAAGUGGAGGGUACGGAGGUGGCGGUGGGGGAGGAGGAGGAGGAGGAUAUGGAGGUUAUGGAUCUGAUGGAGACAGAGGUUUUCAGGGUGGUUUUAACAGAGGUGCUGGUGGAGGAAGGGGUGGUGGUUUUUCUAAUAGAGGUGGAUUUGGAGGAGGUAAUUAUCAAAGUAGUUACAGUGGAGGUGGAAAUUUUGGAAAGGGUGGGGACUUUUAAGAGAAUUAUUGAUAUUCUGAGCAUUUAUGUACAUUGUAGUAUUUUCACAUGUGUUAAGUCUUGUGAGAUUCAUUCAUUUCGUAGUAUUUUGUAAAAUAAUUCAUUUUAAACUAAAUAAAAUUGUAAAACUAAUUA